Plectropomus leopardus (leopard coralgrouper) is the source of this 1968-nucleotide messenger RNA. The record is from RefSeq and is a predicted model, not a curated record. NCBI's taxonomy places the organism in Eukaryota, Metazoa, Chordata, Actinopteri, Perciformes, Serranidae.
AACUGGAAUGUCUGGACCAGUUGAGUCACUGGCGACAAAAAAUCAACUAUCAGACGAAGCACUUGAGAACAGCAACGAGGAAAUACUACCUAAAGAAGCUGCUGAAUCAAUAAUGGCUGAAUCCAAAUCAAAAUAUUCGACUUUGGUAUCAAUAGAGGAUACAUCAAUGGGUGUUACAGAGUCAGAGGGGAGUUUCACUGAGGAAACAUUUAGCUCAAUAAGUGGAUGUCAAGAAAUAAUUGAUGAACACACCCUCGACUUGUGGAUACAGACAGCUUUGUCAGGGGACACUGAUGAAACACAAGAGGGGCCAGAGAAUGGACAACAAGCUGAGCCAUCAAAUGAGGAUCAAGGUGAAAUAUCAUCAAUGCAGCAAGAGGAGAGUAAAGAGCAGCUUGUUGAUCUAGUGAGUGACUUAGAGAUGUCUUCAUCAACAGUAGAGUCUGGAUUUUCAGACCAGUCUCUGGGUGAAGUGGGCACACAAAGCAGUGAAACUCAGCUACUGAAGUCAACUAGUGCUGAAUCAUUUCAAGGCAUAUGUGACAAGUUGGAGAAUGUGUCAGAAUCGGUGGAGUCGGUGGAGCCAUCAAAUGAGGAUCAAGGUGAAAUAUCAUCAAUGCAGCAAGAGGAGAGUAAAGAGCAGCUUGUUGAUCUAGUGAGUGACUUAGAGAUGUCUUCAUCAACAGUAGAGUCUGGAUUUUCAGACCAGUCUCUGGGUGAAGUGGGCACACAAAGCAGUGAAACUCAGCUACUGAAGUCAACUAGUGCUGAAUCAUUUCAAGGCAUAUGUGACAAGUUGGAGAAUGUGUCGGAAUCGGUGGAUAUCUCUGAAUUUACAUCACAACACUCUAAAUCUCUGAUGAGGGAAACUUCUGUGACCGAUCUGAAACAGGAGGAAUUAGUCACUGCAACAGGAUUUCAACCCGAUUCAGGGGUCACAUCACCAGAGGCAACAGAUUUGAAUCAGGAAUCGGAUAAAUCACAAGAAGAAGCAGACAAAGAAAGAGUUGAACCAGUUGAGCUUGAAACUGGGUCACAAAUAGAGAUCAGUGAUGAAGUAGUGGACCAAGCAAUGACAACUGACCGGAAAGACACAGAAGAGGCAAAUAUAAAGUCAGAAAUAACAGGCACUGAAGAUGAACCUCUUGAGAUGUCUUACUCUCCAGAUGAACUCAAACACACUGAAUCAGGACGAUCUAGAAGCAGCUCAGAGGCUUUGUUAGAGGAGGAAGUGGAACUGACUGAAUCUGGUUCACAGGGAGAGAGCUGCACUGAAUCCGAGAGGAAGUUACUGAAGUUGCCCUCACUGGACAAACCACAGCCCAGAUGGUCCGAGGAUGUCACGGGAUCAUUAGCUGCAGCUGAAGAGGCAGAACAGCAGGCAACAAAGUCUGAUGAACAAAUGGAGGUGGAUGCCUUUGUCCUUGACUUUACUGUGCAAAGGUCAAGAAUUGCGAUUAAAAACCCUCGUGUAAGGCCACCCAAAGAUCCCCGCUCCCUUCUGCAUAUGCCCUCACUGGAUCCCACUCCUUCUUCACCUCUGCCAGUCAAAGCUCCUGUGGGUAUGCCUUUGGGAGGCUUGGGCAUUGGAAUAAAACUGCCUGGGCUUGGUGCAGGUUUUCCUGUUUUAAAAAAGACACAACGAGUGGUUAGAGAUGAAAAUAGCCCGGAAACUCUCUCAGAGGAGACAAAGGCAGAGGAGAAGAGUGACACUCCCAAACAAGAAGAGGCACAACGCAAACCGAAAUGGAUGCCACCAAGACAUCCAGGAUUUGGGAAUCCACUUAUGUCUGAGCUGAAGACCAAACUGAAGAAAACAAACGAGUGAGACAAAGAUGGAUUGUGAUGUUUUGUAUGAAUAUUUGAAUAUAAUAUACAAAUGGCUUUAUUUUUGAUGUAUUUAUGAAAUUGAAUAAUGUGAUGAAAUGUGCAUUGUGUUAAGUACUUGCUCUAUGUUUUGUAAUAAAG